GCACUAACCUUCUGAUGCUUGUCCAGUACCACAGGCACACCAUGAUUCUUCAGAAGAUCUUCAGGCUGUCCUCGGUCCUUCGCUCGGCAGUCUCUGUGCAUUUGAAGAGGAACAUUGGCGUUACAGCGGUGGCGUUUAAUAAGGAGCUCGAUCCUGUACAAAAACUCUUCGUGGACAAAAUAAGAGAGUACAGAUCAAAACGACAGGCAUCUGGAGGACCUGUUGACACUGGCCCAGAGUAUCAGCAAGACCUGGACAGAGAACUGUUUAAGCUUAAACAGAUGUUUGGUAAAGGAGACAUGAAUACGUUUCCCACCUUCAAAUUUGAAGAUCCCAAAUUUGAAGUCAUCGAAAAACCCCAGUCCUGAGGAAUAAUGUAAAAUCCAUCUGGUAAUUUGUCAUGAAUUAGUUGUACAACUAAUUUUAAAAAUUUAAAUAAAUAGUCGUUUCACAAUUAUCAAA
Molecule: messenger RNA, 462 nt
Organism: Acomys russatus (golden spiny mouse)
Lineage: Eukaryota; Metazoa; Chordata; Mammalia; Rodentia; Muridae
Gene: Atp5pf
Product: ATP synthase peripheral stalk subunit F6
Exons: 3
Coding region: 15-368 (117 amino acids)
Biological process (GO): proton motive force-driven ATP synthesis
Molecular function (GO): proton transmembrane transporter activity
Source: RefSeq, a predicted model, not a curated record